CUCUAGGAAAAAAAAAAAAGGUUUCCCCACCUUUAUAUGACACAACUCAUGUCUGACAGAGAUCAUCUGGUCUUGCUUCACAUACCCAGCAGCAGCAGGAAAGGGACAGCAACAACAUGUACAGAUAACUUCUCUGAGGAGCUGCUGCCAAGCCACCGAUCUUUCAAACACCUGCUGAGACCCUCUGCCCCCAGCCAGGUCAGUGAGAUAUAUAUCAUGGAUGAAGGCAUAGACAACCCAGCCUUCACCUCUCUUGCUGAAGUGGGGUUGAAGCCAGUUGAUAAUGGGAAAGUAGCGGUGAAAGAGGAGCCAGCACAAGACCACCAUGCCAAAGAGGAGUUCAGAGAGGGACCCUGUGGAUGGGGAAGUUUUACACCAAGGUUCCUGCAAUGCUGUAACAAUCCCAAAGGGUAUUUAGUGAUGUACAGCCUGCUGGCGAUUAUGCAAGGUACCGCUGUCAAUGGCUUGGUAAAUGUCGUAAUUUCCACUAUUGAGAAACGUUAUGAUUUGAAUAGUUCCCUUACCGGGUUAAUCUCCGCCAGCUACGACAUUGCAUUUUGUCUUUUGUCACUUUUCGUGUCUUUUUAUGGACAAAGAGGACACAAACCAAGGUGGCUUGCCUUUUCAGCUAUAAUGAUUGGAUUGGGAGCAAUAGUUUUUUCAUUGCCUCAUUUUACUAGUGGAAGAUACGAGUUUGGGAACAAAUAUAAUGAUUUCUGUGCAGCUUCUGGAAACAGCAGUAAUACAGAGCUCUGCACUGGCAAGAAAAAAUCCUACCUAUCAAACUACCUCUACGUCUUUAUCUUGGGUCAGCUGCUAAUGGGAGUUGGAGGAACUCCUUUGUAUACACUAGGAACUGCAUUUUUUGAUGACAGCCUUCCAACACAUAAAUCCUCAUUGUACAUAGGUAUUGCAUAUGGAAUGUCUGUAGUGGGCCCUGCAGUUGGAUAUUUGAUAGGUGGACAGCUGUUGAAUAUUUACAUUGAUUUUGAAAAAGUAUCAAGUGUGCCGCUUUCGACAGAUGACCCACGAUGGCUUGGCGCAUGGUGGAUUGGAUUUUUAAUUGUAGGGCUAGUGACAUGGUUGCUGAUCGUACCUUUCUCCUGCUUUCCAAAACACUUACCAGGUACUGCAGCAAUACAAUGUCAAAGGGUUUCACAAGCCCAUGACAAUGGAAGUGAAUCUAUUGUUGAAGACAAAAAUAUUGGUAAAAGUUUCAAAGAUUUUCCGUUGGCACUUUGGCUUUUGGUGAAAAACCCUGUUCUGAUGGCUCUAACAUUUGCCAGCUGUGCCGAUGGAUUUAUCACUACUGGUUUUGCAACAUUUCUUCCCAAAUUUAUUGAAAACCAAUUUUCACUAACAUCAAGCUUUUCAGCAAUUCUAGGAGGUGGUGUACUAAUUCCAGCUGCAGCCAUUGGACAAAUUAUAGGUGGCGUAAUUGUCUCAAAAUUCAAGAUUAAAUGUAAAAAUAUUAUCCGGUACUCAAUAAUACUGUCAUUUAUAUCAGUGGCACUGACAUCAGUUUUUAUAUUUGCAAAGUGUGGGAAUGAACCAUUUGCAGGUGUCUCCGUAAGUUAUAAUGGAACGGAAAUAAAUGGUGAUCUGGUGGCCCCAUGUAAUAGCAACUGCUCCUGUGCCCGCUCAUUUUAUGAUCCAGUUUGUGGUGCUGAUGGAGUCCAGUAUUUUUCGGCAUGUUAUGCAGGAUGUCAUUCCGAAUCCUUCUCCAGCAAUAAUGAAAAGAUUUAUUCUAAUUGUUCCUGUGUUGGAAACUCAGCUGGGAAAGCAGCAGAACGUUCAUUACUUUUAAACGAGACAGAUGCUACUCAUGGAAAAUGUAAAUCCAGCUGUAAGAACCUGAUACUGUUUAUGGGGUUUUUCUUCUUAGUGGUUGUUACCACCUUUAUGACUGCAACACCUAUAACCAUGGCCAUAAUAAGGUGUGUACCCGACAAACAGCGGUCAUUUGCUCUAGGUGUGCAAUGGACACUUAUCCGAUUAUUAGGUUCUGUUCCAGGACCGAUAGUAUUUGGAGUUGUCAUAGACAGCAGUUGUAUUUUAUGGAAUGUAAAUGAAUGUGGCAGUAAGGGAGCAUGCUGGACUUACGAUAAUUCAAGUAUAUCUUACAAACUGAUCGGUAUAAGUGCAGCAAGCAAAGUCAUCACACUCAUUUUCCUAUUUGUUGCAUAUUUUAUUUAUAAACCUCCACUGAGUAAAUCUGACUCUUCACAAGACAACACCAAGAUCAUAUCCUCAGAAGCACUUUAACUGAAUAUUUCACACAAAGAAAAACAGACUAUUAUGGACAU
This is a messenger RNA of Pseudophryne corroboree (corroboree frog), 2306 nucleotides long. It is a transcript of the gene SLCO4C1, whose product is annotated as solute carrier organic anion transporter family member 4C1. The transcript has 13 exons. Lineage: Eukaryota; Metazoa; Chordata; Amphibia; Anura; Myobatrachidae. Gene Ontology annotation, molecular function: protein binding. Bases 37 to 2265 code for a protein of 742 amino acids. Gene Ontology annotation, cellular component: plasma membrane. The record is from RefSeq and is a predicted model, not a curated record. Gene Ontology annotation, biological process: sodium-independent organic anion transport; transmembrane transport.